Messenger RNA from Auanema sp. JU1783, 2322 nucleotides. The record is from the annotation of a GenBank genome assembly. Lineage: Eukaryota; Metazoa; Nematoda; Chromadorea; Rhabditida; Rhabditidae.
AUGCAAACCAUAGAGAAAGCAUUACAUCAGCCUAUGCCCUUCACUACUGGAGGGCAGACCAUCUCAGACAGGCUAACUGCAGCUAAACAUUCCCUAGCCGGAAGUCAGUUAGGCAAGACAAUAUGUAAAGCUACUACUGAAGAGCUCAUGGCCCCAAAGAAGAAACAUUUAGACUAUCUCUUGCACUGUACAAAUGAACCUAAUGUAUCCAUUCCAUCUAUGGCGAACUUAUUGAUUGAGAGAACACAACAUCCCAGUUGGACAGUUGUAUAUAAAGCUUUAAUCACAAUUCACAACAUAAUGUGUUAUGGAAAUGAGAGAUUCUCUCAAUACUUGGCAUCGUGCAAUACCACAUUCAAUUUAGGCAAUUUUUUGGAUAAGAACAGUACUGCUGGAUAUGAUAUGUCACAGCAUGUCCGCAGAUACGGAAAGUAUAUUGGCGAAAAGAUAGCCACAUACCGUGUCUGUGCUUUUGAUUUCUGUAAAGUUAAGAGAGGCCGUGAAGAUGGCCUUCUUCGUACUAUGCAUACUGAUAAGUUAUUGAAAACUUUGCCAAUUCUCCAAAAUCAAAUCGAUGCUUUACUGGAGUUCCAAGUUUCAUCGAGUGAACUCAACAAUGGAGUCAUUAACUGUUCCUUCAUUCUUCUAUUCCGAGACCUCAUCCGUCUUUUUGCCUGUUAUAAUGAUGGUAUCAUAAAUCUUCUCGAAAAAUACUUCGAUAUGAAUAAGAAACAAUGCCGAGAAGCUUUAGAUACGUACAAGGGAUUCUUGACGAGAUUAGAUAAAGUCUCUGAUUUCCUGAGAGUUGCUGAGUCUGUUGGCAUUGAUAAGGGUGAAAUUCCUGAUCUCACUAGAGCUCCUGCUAGUCUUCUUGAAGCUUUGGAAGCUCAUCUCAUUCACCUUGAAGGUGGUCGAGCUCCUGCUGUUCCACAACAAAACAUUCAAUAUCAGAACCAGGUUAAUAGCUUCUCUAUCGCUGGCGGGUUCCAGCCACAAGCUCCUGUUAAUGAAAAUGAAAGACAGCGCUAUAUUGAGCUUGAGAAAGAGCGUCUUCGACAGUUCGAAGAGCAAAAGCGCCAACAAGGAAGUGCUUCGCAAUUCAACCCCUUCGCUGCUGAUGCUGCAGCAGUGAAUGGAGCUGGAGCUCUUCCUGAGAAGAAUAAUGAUCUUCUCGAUUUCUUUAACACCCCAGUUCAGCCAGCAACUGUGUCUGCAGCAGACUCUACUAAUCCAUUCGCUCAAUUUACUUCUGUACCAUCCGUUGCUCCUGCAUAUGCGCCUCUAGGAAUGAAUAGCACAGUGUCUUUGCCAUAUGGACAAUCAAUGAUGCCUGCAGUUGCUCCAACUCCCAUUGUUUCGCAUAAUGGAUUCAAUGCUGAUUUCAACAGAGCUUUCUCUGCUCAAGCACCAAGCAAGCCAGUCAAUGGAACAGUCAUUCAACAACAAGGUGACACAAACCCCUUCUUGGCUGAAGGUGGAGUGCCUUCGGGAGAAGCUCCUCCUGAGCAAUGGCAACCAAACUUUGACCAAGUACAACAGCAACAGCAACAGCAACAGCAACAGCAACAUGUUCCUGCUGCCAAUCCAUUCACUGGGGGAUACACUCAAUCACCCCCAGAGUAUGGAGCUCCCCCAAGUCAGGAGUACGCACCAAGUGUGCCUAUCGGUAUACCUGGCCAGGCUCAACACUUGGGAAUCUAUGAACAAACUCCUUUUUCUCACUUAGACCACAGUUAUACUGCUCAGCCAAAUGUUCCAAGCCAUGUAAUGCAUGAGAACAGCAGCAGUAACGAACAAUCACCAGCCCAUCAAGGCCAAGGAAUUCCACAACAUCCUCAACAACAAGGCUCAUUCGAUGUUUUCAAUACUAACCAAGCCAAAAUGGGUGGAGAUAUAGACUUGGCUCUUUCCAGCUUAGCUGAUAAUUUAUCGAUUAGUAGCAACAAAGCUCAACCUAACCAACCUGUACAAUGGAGUGCUACCAGUGCCCCACCAGCUCGCCCACCUCCACCAGCUACUAGUCAGCCAACCCUUCCAGCUUAUACUUCCGCUCCUCCUAACGGUCCAUAUGUACAACAAACUUAUGGAAAUCCAUAUGGACCUCCUCAGCCCUAUGGAAUGCCAAACCAAAUGCAUUGGGGCAUGCAACAACAAGGAGCACCCAUGUAUGCAGCACCAGCUCAACAAGCCUAUGGUAUGCCUACCCAAAUGAGUUAUGGAGGAGUUCAACCACAAAUGAAUUACGGAAUGGCUGCUCAGCCAGCUCCACAAGCAGCACAAGCACCGAUGGCACAACCCAAAGAUCCCUUCGGUGGAUUCUAA